AUGGAGAACCAAGCAGUGAUGAGUUUCUCUGAGGAGGACAAGGUGGGAACUAUACAGCCGCAUGAUGAUGCCCUAAUGGUCACCCUCAGGAUAGGGGGAUAUAAUGUUAAGAGGGUGAUGGUGGAUCAAGGCAGUGGAGCAAAGAUUAUGUACCUUAAUUUAUAUAACAGGCUGGGCUUGAAACCUGAGGACUUGAUAGCUUAUGAUUCGUCUUUAGUAAGUUUCGAUGGGAAAGCUGUUAUUCCUAGAGGCCAGAUUCGACUGCCCAUACAAGCAGGAUCAAAGGUGGUGGAGGUGAAUUUCAUUAUAGUGGAUGCCUUUGCUCCCUACACGGCCAUUAUGGCAAAACCCUACCUUCAUGCCCUGGGGGCUGUUUCCUCCACUCUGCAUUUGAAGGUAAAAUAUCUGUUUGGGGACCAGAUUGAGGAGCUGGUUGGGAGCCAAUUCGUGGCGAGACAGUGCUUGAUCGCUGCAAUAACACAUCAGCCAAGAUUGGAAUCCUCGGCCUCUGCUGAGAUGAGCCUAUAG
Molecule: messenger RNA, 528 nt
Organism: Quercus lobata
Lineage: Eukaryota; Viridiplantae; Streptophyta; Magnoliopsida; Fagales; Fagaceae
Exons: 1
Coding region: 1-528 (175 amino acids)
Source: RefSeq, a predicted model, not a curated record